UCUCUGCAAGUGUUACAGUUUGUAAACAGAAGGUCUUCUGGAGAAACCGGAAAAGCACAGGCAAGAGACGCAGAGGACGUCCAUGCCCCCUUCCCUGGACAACCUAACUUGGUUUCAGUACGAUUCCUGCUGCUUUGAAGAGGACAUCAGCCGGCACACGCGUGGACCGGAGAGAGGGCCUCGCCGCAGAGCUGAGACCGCGUCUCCGGGCAAGAGGACCAAGGGGACCGGUCCCCCGGAGAAGCAGCUGCUCGCUGACCUGCAGCUGGCCUGGCCCCGCGAGAGAGCCCUUCAGGAAAUACAAAGAAAGAGAGGACAUGUUACAUGGGGAACCGGCUUGGAGCUGGCUGGCUCUGACCAUCAGUGUGCUUCUGGGUUCGAAGCCCUCAGCCUGCAGCAGCCCAUCUGGUUCCCGUCCUAACAUCCUUCUUCUGAUGGCGGACGAUCUCGGCAUUGGAGAUGUUGGUUGCUAUGGCAACAACACCAUAAGGACUCCAAACAUCGACAGGCUGGCCGCAGAUGGCGUGAUGCUAACCCAGCACAUCGCUGCCGCGUCCGUGUGCACCCCCAGCAGAGCUGCUUUCCUGACGGGAAGGUACCCUGUCCGAUCAGGUAUGGUUUCCAGUAACGGUUACCGCGUGCUUCAGUGGACGGGAGUGUCUGGAGGCCUUCCACGAAAUGAAACAACUUUUGCAAAAAUACUGAAAGAUAAAGGCUACGCUACGGGACUCAUAGGAAAAUGGCAUCUGGGUCUCAACUGUGAAUCGUCCGAUGACCACUGCCACCACCCGCUGAACCAUGGCUUUGACCAUUUCUACGGGAUGCUGUUUUCCAUGAUGGGUGACUGUGACCACUGGGAAUUAUCCGAAAAGCGUGUCGGCUUGCAGCACAAACUCAACGUCUGCUCCCACGUCAUGGUCUUGGCCGCCCUUACGCUCACCGUGGGGAAACUCACCCGCCUGGUACCGGGCUCCUGGACUCCGGUCAUCUGGUCAAGCGUCCUGGCCCUCUUGUUGUUCACCACCUCCUGUUUCACGGGUGCCCUGCUCGUUCACGCGGACUGUUUUCUGAUGCGAAAUCACUCCAUCACGGAGCAGCCCAUGCGCUUUGAAAGGACGACGUCUCUGAUGCUCAAGGAGGUCUCGUCCUUCAUCAAAAGAAACAAGCAAGGACCCUUCCUCCUCUUCGUGUCGUUUCUACACGUCCACACCCCUCUUAUCACGACGGAGAACUUCCGAGGGAGGAGUCCCCACGGGCUGUACGGGGACAACACGGAAGAGAUGGAUUGGAUGGUGGGGCAGAUCCUUGGUACUUUGGACACGGAAGGUUUGACCAACAGCACCCUCGUUUAUUUUACGUCGGAUCACGGGGGGUCCUUAGAGGCUCAGUUUGGACACAACCAGUAUGGUGGCUGGAAUGGGGUAUAUAAAGGCGGCAAAGGCAUGGGCGGUUGGGAAGGCGGGAUCCGUGUCCCGGGGAUCCUGCGGUGGCCUGGGGUGCUGCCCGCCGGCCGCGUGAUCCACGAGCCCACCAGCCUCAUGGACGUCUUCCCGACCGUGGUCCAGCUGGGGGGCGGCCAGGUGCCCCAGGACAGGGUGAUCGACGGCCGAGACCUGCUGCCCUUGCUCCUGGGGACCGCCCGGCACUCGGACCACGAGUUCCUGGUGCACUACUGCGAACACUUCGUGCACGCGGCCCGGUGGCACCAGCGGGACAGAGGGGCCGUGUGGAAAGUGCACUACGUGACCCCGGUGUUCCACCCGGACGGAGCCGGCGCCUGCUACGGCAGAGGGGUCUGCCCGUGUUCUGGGGACAGGGUGAGCCUGCACGACCCGCCGUUGCUGUUCGACCUCUCGAGGGACCCUUCCGAGGCCCACGCCCUCACGCCGGACACGGAGCCCUCGUUCCAUCGGGUGAUGGAGACGGUCGCCAAGGCCGUGGAGGACCACCGCCGGACGCUCAGCCUGGUUCCGCUGCAGCUGGACGCGUGGGACAACAUCUGGAAGCCCUGGCUCCAGCCCUGCUGUGGUCACUUCCCCCUCUGCUGGUGUGAUCGGGAAGGUGGCCUAUGA
This is a messenger RNA of Hippopotamus amphibius kiboko, 2072 nucleotides long. RefSeq names its product arylsulfatase L (gene ARSL). The record is from RefSeq and is a predicted model, not a curated record. NCBI's taxonomy places the organism in Eukaryota, Metazoa, Chordata, Mammalia, Artiodactyla, Hippopotamidae. Bases 318 to 2072 code for a protein of 584 amino acids. The transcript has 11 exons. Gene Ontology annotation, molecular function: arylsulfatase activity.